Parastagonospora nodorum SN15 is the source of this 2847-nucleotide messenger RNA. RefSeq lists its product as hypothetical. NCBI's taxonomy places the organism in Eukaryota, Fungi, Ascomycota, Dothideomycetes, Pleosporales, Phaeosphaeriaceae. The transcript is spliced from 2 exons. Gene Ontology annotation, biological process: intracellular calcium ion homeostasis; calcium ion transmembrane transport. The record is from RefSeq and is a predicted model, not a curated record. Gene Ontology annotation, molecular function: calcium ion binding; calcium channel activity. The coding region runs from base 1 to 2694 and encodes 897 amino acids. Gene Ontology annotation, cellular component: membrane.
AUGGACAACACCAACAACAUCCCGCUGCAGACCGUAGUCAGUCACACGCCUUCGCAUCCCUCGCCGACGUCCGACAACAAUGAGAAAUCAGAGAAGACGGGCAUGUUCCAUAGGGGACGCAGACGAGUUGCCAAGGUCGAUUCGAGGACCGGCGCGCCAUUGCCUCCCCGCGGCGACCAGCCUGAGAAGACGGCGCUCAACCGCAUGGGCAGGGUUUACACCAAGAUUCUGAACUUCAGCAUUGUCACGCGCUACAUGAUCUACGUCGCGCCCAUUGCGCUCCUCCUGGCUAUUCCAAUCAUUCUGUCCCAGACCGGGACGAUUACGACUUCAAUUGGCGAUACAGAGCAGAAAUUAUUCUGGAUAUGGAUCGAGAUCAGUGAUUUCUGGGCCAUGAAGAUCGUCGCCCACUUCCUCCCCAACAUCUUCGAGUUCCUCAUUGGUGUAGUCAGCCCCGGUGUCCGCAAAUACGCUCUGCUCUUGCGAGCCAUCGAGAAGCCGUUGUCCUUUGUCCUUUGGAUGAUUGUCAACCAGGCUACCUUUCCCGCACUCGUCCGACCCGUUGCCGGUAAAGCAAGACCAGGAUGGAUCAGUGUGAUGCAGUCGGUUCUUCUGGGUCUGCUGGUAUCGACCGUCAUUAUCCUUGCCGAACGCGUUCUGAUCCAGUUGAUCAGUAUCAGCUACCACCGCAAGCAGUUCGAUGGAAAGAUCAAGGAGUCGAAGCGUAAUAUCUACCUACUCGGCGUCCUGUAUGACACCUCGCGAGCGCUCUUCCCAGCCUACUGUAACGAAUUCGCCGAGGAGGACUACACCAUCCAGGAUACAAUCUUAGAUCUUGGGCUCGGUAGCAAGGGCCGCGGAACAGCGAACCAUGGCCGCUCGGGCAGCCGCACACCUCUCCAUCUCAUCCGCGAGGUUGGCCGAGAUGCUGGCCGCAUUGGAGACAAGAUCACAUCCAUGUUCGGUACCAUCGCCUCUGAGAUUACUGGCAAGAAGGUCUUUGACCCCAACUCUGCACACUCGGUUGUCUUGACUGCGCUUGAGAGGAACAAGUCGUCCGAAGCUCUCGCUCGUCGCAUUUGGAUGUCAUUCGUGGUAGAGGGCAAGAACGAGCUUACUAUGGACGACUUCGUCGAAGUCAUGGGCCCUGCUCGACAGGAGGAGGCUGAAGAGUGUUUCAUGUCGCUUGACCGCGAUGGAAACGGCGAUAUCAGUCUCGACGAAAUGAUCCUCACGGUGACCGACUACUCACGCCAGCGCAAAUCUCUUAACAGCAGUAUGCACGACGUGGACCAGGCCAUCAACGCCCUUGACGGUCUCCUGAUCACCAUUGCGCUCAUCAUCUGUAUCUUCGUCAUCAUCGCUUUCCUUGCUCCAGGCUUCCGUGCUACCUUGACCACCUCGGCCACCGCCCUGCUUUCGCUGUCCUUUGUUUUCGCCACUACUGCCCAGGAAAUUCUCGGUUCUUGCAUCUUCUUGUUUGUUAAGCACCCUUACGAUAUCGGAGACCGUGUCGACAUCACCAACGAGCAGCUCACGGUUGAGCACAUCGCGCUUCUGUACUCGGUGUUCAAGCGCGUGACCAAUGGCAAGACGGUACAGAUUCCCAAUAUCGUGCUUAACAGCUUGUGGGUUGAGAAUAUCACGCGAAGCAAGGCUAUGCGCGAGCAAGUCUCUGUCUUUUGCUCUUUCGACACUUCGUUCGAAGAUAUCAACGCUCUGAAGCAGGAAAUGAUUGCAUUCGUUAAGGAUCCUGCCAAUAGCCGCGAUUUCCAUUCUCACAUCGAGAUCGAGGUGGCCAGCAUUGCGGAGAUGAACAAGCUUGAGUUGCGGGUGGAAGUCCUGCACAAGAGCAAUUGGUCCAACGAAACCCUCCGUACUGCACGCCGCUCCAAGUUCAUGUGUGCAUUGGUCCUGGCACUUCGCAAGGUACCCAUCGCUGGUCCUGCUGGUGCAGACGCUGCUCUGGGGUCGGCUGACAAGCCAACCUGGUCUGUCGCUAUUCCUCCAACUGAUGCUGUAGCCGCGUACAAGAAAUUCAAAGACGAGGCAGACGCUAAGCGCUUGUACCCUCUCAACAAGCCAGACGACGACAAUGACAAGGGCAAGUCCACUAGCACCGACUACCUAGCCAGUCCUGUCGGAGAAGGACAAGCCGUAAACCUUUUGACCAGCCGACGACCAGGACUUGACCCCAUCCGCGACGAUACCUGGAAUGCCCGCGACGAUGCCAGUACCAUUGGCCGUCCCAGCAUGGACGCGCGCCCAGACCUCGACGAAGUCCGCGGUCUUCUCCACAAGGCCAGCAGCGCAGGCAAGCGUAAAGGUGGCACCACACUUUCGCCAAAUACGGCCCGCUUCUCCAACGACCUGGGUCGACAACAGAGCAUAUCGCGCCAGAUGAGCAACAUGCCGCCGCUUCCUUCCCCUGCAGUAGCAUCGCCAUACGCGCAACCACCCGGUCAACCACGCAACAUGCCGCCCGCAUCGCCAGCCUCCAUCUCAACAGGCCACUACGAGGACGUGCAGUUCCAAACUAUGAUCCCACCGCCCCGCUCGAAUAGUCGUCCGCGCGCGCCGGCUGUGACUGAGGAACAGGACGAGGGCGAGAGGAGGUGGGACCCGAACGCGGCUUUGUCACCGUCUACUAGCACCAACCCUUACCGCAGUCCCGCAACGUAUAAGCGCGAGUAAGGAAGUCAGCAAAUGUGUAAUGUCUUUCAUGUUUUAGUUUUAUUAGACUGAGGAGAACUUAGCGUGCAUGGCGAUUGUCUAUAGCUAUAACGAUGCUCACUUUGGCGUUGGGAAACAAAAUUUGUGUUAGUGCAAAUCGAUCAAUGAAUCAUA